AUGUCAGGAAGAGAUCAAAACAGAUCAUCGCUAAGUGGAGCAGCACGUCAAUCUGGCAAUCCUCGAACCCAUUCAUUGGCCAAACCAUACUCGCGACCAACAUCAUUCAACGGAAUUGGAAGUACGAACGGAUUAUCAUCUUCAGCAACAUUGACUGAUUUAGCAAAUGUUUCGACUUCUCUCAUAUCUCCUACAAAGAACCGACCUAAUUCACCAACGAAAAUAAAUACCAAUAAUAGCAGUAGCAAUAGCAAUAGCAAUAGCAAUAGCCACACAACAAGAUUGAUCAAUUCGUCAUCAAGUUAUGGUAGUUUACCAAGAUCAAAUUCCGAUAAUUCAUUAUUCACAGUAUCAAGUAUAAAAUCAAUCUUUUCAAGACCAUUACAAUGGUUAGCUACUCCAGCUAAAUCAGGUUUGACUUCAUCAAAUUCAAUGAAUUUUGGUUCAACACCAAGUGGAAAUGGAAACGCAAACAGAGGGAAAAGAGAUUCUUUCAGUUCUUUUGGAAAUGAUUUAGAAAAUCCUGACAGUAACAACGAAGCAGAAGAGCUAUCCCCAUCGGAUCAUAGGAAAAGAAUACAAAAAAGAUUCAGAAGGAAUUCACCUUCACCUGAAAAACAAUCUUCAUCUCGACAUCAAAAUCAACGUAAGCAAAAUGGUCAUUACAACUCUACAAAUCAAAGUGAAAGAGGUGAUUAUGAACCCCAAUCAACACCCAAAUUCGAAAUUCAAGGUAGAGCGAUCUCAGGUUUCAUGUUACCACCUUUAUCACCUAAUAUAACGUUAAAACCAAAAUCUCAUUUACCACAACAUAUCAACCAUGAAAAAGAGCAAUCAUCGACAAAUUUCUCUAGACCUCUAGGUAGUAUUGGUGGAUUAUCAACUUCAAAGUCAAUGUCAUAUUUAGAUCCUCCUUCGGAUGUGUUGAAUCCCUCGUCACCUAGAAAAGGAGGAAUGUUGACCAGAUCCAAAAGGGUAGAAUUGAGCUCACUGGUCGACGAGGAUGUUGAUGAUGAUCAUAGAAUGGAUGAUCAUCACUCUUCAAAAGGGAAUGAGAAAGGUAAAGGGAAAGACAUAGAAGGAAAUACUUGGAGUCCAUGGAAAUCACGUUAUUCAACUUCAGGUGGUGCAGCUUCUUCAUCUGCAAAUCCUAGACCUACAACUCCAAGUAAAAGGACGCCUUCCAGGUUGAUGGAACAGAGAGACUAUACUCUACCUUCCUUAUCACCCUUCAGAGCUCCACCUUCACCCUUAAAUCGGCAUUCACCUCUAGUGCCAAAUGCUGGAGCAUCCAGUUCCGGAUUGACCAGAUCAGCUACUACAGCCAAUAUCCGAAAAGCAGCUAGUGUAGCUUCCGAUGUCAGUAUGGGUAGAUCGGGUAGUGUUAGAGGCAUCAGACAGUCUGGAAGUAUGUUGUUUGGAAGUGUUAACGGAGAUAGAGAGAAAGAUGACGAUAGGAUGAGUGUAGAUGGAGAGCAAAGACAGAGAGAAGGGAGUGUUUUGGACUGGUUCAUGAAGGACCGAUGGGACGGAAGACCUGGAUCCCCCGCCUCUGCAGCAGCUUCAAGAAGACUGGGUUCUGCUGGACCUUCACUGUCGCAUGCACCAAUUAGAAAAGGUCAAUUGGUAUGGCACGAGGAAGAUAAGGCAUUUGUGAGGGAAAGCGAAUUGCGAGCCGCUCAAGCGCCUCCCGCCAUACAUAAAAACGAAGCCGAACGAAUCCUCUACACCCUCGAAUCAAUGAGGAAAACUCCUUUAACCGACGCACGAAAGGGAGAUCUACCACCUUUAGUCGGUCAAUCAUCUAGAACCAUGAGAAAAACAAUCAACGUACCUCUCGCAACUGCCGCCGCUGGUGUCAGUGCGAAGUCAAGAAGGGACAAAGAUAAAUUAGGAGGAGAUGAUAGGGUGUCAGUCAUGAUCAGUCCAUAUGGCAGGAGGAAAGUUGCAGAUCAAGAAGCAAGAGACGAAAGACGUUCAAAGGCGGUUGAUGAGAGAGGCUAUCGCCCAUCACCAACUCCCACUGCGUCAGAUGCUCAAAGUGAUCGUAGCCAAGCUUCAGACAUUGAGAUGGAUCUGCCAAGUUCGCAAAAAUCUCACUCACCUGCUCCCGCUCCUACUCCUCGUCGGUCAUCGAGACUGAAGAGACCUACUACCGCUGAUGAAGAUGAAUCUACACCAAAGCCUAGUCGAAGGACAACGAAGAGGGGAACAUCGAAACAGCCAGAAACCGUACAAGAGGAUCAAUCUCAGCCCACACCUAGAGGAAGGAGAACGAGAAAAGCGACGGUCGAGAGAGCGACAUCACCUACACCGCCAACCGCCAAUUCAGUACCGACCAUCACUGCGACAGCGCCUUCACCUGGUGGCCCGACCGGCUCAACCGCUCAAACGGUGUCCACCUCAAGUUAUCAACCAUUAGCUGAUGGCGAGAGGUCGAGAGGAGGUUCAUCUCUACGAGCAAGGUCGGAUGUCACGAAGCGAACUCAUGUUGGAGCUGCCAAUUACUCGAGAUCCGCUACUCCUUCUUCGGGACGUUUCUCGGCUAAAGAAGAGGAUCUACCGGACAUGGACGAAUUGGAACAAGCCAAAAUACCAUUACCUUCCUUCUCGGGUAUAUCCUUUGCGGGACUCAGUGCCAUACCGCCAACUACCACGAACGCAUCAACAGAAGAGGGUUCUUCUACACUUGUAUCAGCGGGGUCAACAGCUGAAUCUCCCGCUGCUCAACCUUCUUCCUCACUGGGUGUGCCACCCCCAGGACGACGACCGGGUGGACCACUUGCUCGCGUUGGCAUGUCAUCGACACGACCCAGAGCUUCGUCACCCCUUGCAGCAGGAUCUAUCGUUGCUCAACCUGAAUCUCCACCUUCUGCACCCGGACCAUCCAAAUCCACUCAACCUCCAUCCAAUGGAUUCUUUGGUCUUACUGGCUCUGCAUCUGCUUCGAUCCCACCCACAGGAUCGACAACUCCACUAGGCAAACCACCUGCAUCAUCUUUCUUUUCUGGUCCAACGUCCACUAACGGAGAAAAGGAAAAAGAAAAGUCAUUUUCAUUUGGUUUAGGUAAACCUCCAUCAGCCAACCCUACGGCAGAGGCAGAUAACAAAUCAUCUGGUAUUCCAGAUUUCUUCGGCAAAAAAUCUGCUCCACCUUCCGGUACAACUACACCGUCUUCUGUGCCUUCAUUCGAUUUCGGUCUUUCCAAGAAGCCUACUACGGAAGACUCAAAAGCUCCUCCGGCGCAACUCCCGCCUUCUACUUUCAGUUUCGGAAAUAGCGCUGCGGCUUCGCAACCUAGCACAAAUGGAAGCUCAUCAUCGGCUGCUGGGUUCAACUUUGGUGCCACGAAAGACAAUGGAGCAAAGGAAACUAAUGCCCCCGCCUUUUCUUUUGGAAACUCGAAGCCUGCUCAAACGGCAGCACCUGCAUUCUCUUUUGGAACAUCCAGUGCAAAGCCUGCAGAUCCUCCCAAGUCUACUUUCAACUUUGGCAAUCCCGCUUCCACCGGAUCAGCAGCAGAAAGGCCAUCCGAAGCUGCUAAACCUGCUUUUUCAUUUGGGUCUUCCUCCGCGGACACUGCCAAACCCGCUGAAGCCGCCAAACCAGCCUUCUCGUUCGGUACAUCGAGUGCGGCCACGACUACCCCAAAAGUUGCUGAGACAGCGAAGCCUGCUUUCUCGUUUGGUGUAGGAAGUACUACGCCUGCUUCUGCCCCUCCCGCCUCGAAUGCGUCAGCUCCAGCACCAGCUCCAGCAUUUGGUGGAUUCAAUUUCGAUAAACCUGCCGAGAAGAAGGAUGCUCAACCUAGUAAUCCAUUUGGAAGCACUGCAUCUGCAACUGGCGGCUCUGGAUCAGCCGCUCCUAGUUUCACCUUUGGUGCUUCAACUACGCCAAAUACCUCUUCGCCUUUUGGCGCUAGUGCUAGUCAGACCAAUGGAGAUGCUGGAAAAUCAAAUCCGUUCGGAUCAUCGAGCAACCCCCCUAAAGCUCCAACUUCUACGGGAUUCAAUUUCGGCGGGACAAAUACCAAACAAGCAAAUGGCUCUUCACCUGCAUUCGGAAGUGCUCCUGCUCCAGCUGCUGCAUCCAAUCCAUUCGCGUUUGGGUCAUCUCCAGCAGCCACUUCUCCAGCUCUAGCGCCCACUUCCAAUCCAUUUGGUGCUGCACCAGGUAGUCCGGCCACGACACCAGCACCAUCAUUCGCGUUUGGUCAAUCCUCUUCUACCGCUACACCCGCAGCGGCACCAUCCACAGGAUUUGGCUCUACCCCUUAUUCAAAUCCUUUCAGCGUACCAGCUCAACCAGCUGCUGCUGCAACUUCAGGUGGAUUCAAUUUCGCUUUUAACGGAGGCAGCAAUGCGCCUCAAGCUUCUAGUCCUGCUCCGACAUCAGGUGGAUUCAACUUUGGCCAAUCAACACCUUCAACCCCAGCAGCAGCUACAGCAAAUAAUGGAUCAUUCAAUUUCGGUGCUACACCUUCAACCCAACCUGCAUUUGGAGGAUUUGGACAAUCUGGCGCUACCACCACGCCAGCUGCACCACCUCCUUCAUCCGGGUUCGCCUUUGGUGCAUCACCUGCCCAAGCGCAACCUCAAAGGUUCGGUAGUCCGGCUCCGGCAGAUGGCGGUUUCAGUUUAGGUGCUACUGAUCCUGUUGCUCCUGGAAGUCCAGGUGGAAGAAAAGUCAAGGGAUUACCCAGAAGAGGUGCGAUCAAGCGGUAG
Kwoniella shivajii is the source of this 4725-nucleotide messenger RNA. RefSeq lists its product as uncharacterized. The record is from RefSeq and is a predicted model, not a curated record. Bases 1 to 4725 code for a protein of 1574 amino acids. The transcript has 6 exons. Lineage: Eukaryota; Fungi; Basidiomycota; Tremellomycetes; Tremellales; Cryptococcaceae.